ACAUCGCAAGGUUUCGACGACGUUGGUAUGAAAUGGCAGAAACUGCUUGUGUCACGGAAGCACAAAGAUUAGGUUACGUAGAGGCUACACAUGUAUUCUGCGAUGAUCCCGGCCUGCUAGUGUGAGGGGAAACGGGAGUGUAUCCGGAGGAAGACGGGAUUAAAGAGCUGUUUUUCUCCUAAAAAAAAAAAAAAAAAAUCCGGGUUGUGUCUCCAGCAGGCAGCAGCAACGGCGACUGCGGGUCGACACUGGUGGAAUUAACCGGAGAGGGUCUUGAGAGCUCCACUUGGAUGCCCAAUCAUUGCGUUUGUCCAGGGCUUCACCAUGAACCGGAAUAAGCGUGAAAAGGAGUACUACAGUAUAGAUGUGGGCGAUUCAACUUUCAUGGUUUUAAAGCGCUACCAGAACCUCAGACCCAUCGGAUCGGGAGCACAGGGAAUCGUCUGUUCAGCGUAUGACCACAACUUGGAGAGAAACGUCGCCAUCAAGAAGCUGAGCCGGCCGUUUCAGAAUCAAACUCACGCCAAACGGGCCUACAGGGAACUGGUGCUCAUGAAAUGUGUCAACCACAAGAACAUAAUCGGCCUUUUAAAUGUAUUCACGCCACAGAAGACACUGGAAGAAUUCCAAGAUGUGUAUCUAGUGAUGGAGUUGAUGGAUGCCAACCUCUGCCAGGUGAUUCAGAUGGAGCUGGACCACGAGAGGCUUUCCUACCUGCUCUACCAGAUGCUGUGUGGAAUCAAACACCUGCACGCUGCCGGCAUCAUACACAGGGACUUGAAGCCUAGCAACAUCGUGGUGAAAUCUGACUGCACACUGAAGAUCCUGGACUUUGGCCUGGCCAGGACAGCCGCCACUGGCCUUCUCAUGACACCCUACGUGGUCACCCGCUACUACCGCGCCCCCGAGGUCAUCCUGGGUAUGGGCUACCAGGCCAACGUUGAUGUCUGGUCUGUUGGCUGCAUCAUGGCUGAAAUGGUCCGGGGUAGUGUGUUGUUUCCAGGCACCGAUCAUAUCGACCAGUGGAAUAAGGUGAUUGAGCAACUAGGGACGCCGUCUCAGGAGUUCCUGAUGAAGCUCAACCAGUCGGUGAGGACCUACGUGGAGAACAGGCCACGGUAUGCGGGCUACAGCUUUGAGAAGCUCUUCCCCGACGUCCUGUUCCCGGCUGACUCUGAACACAACAAGCUGAAAGCGAGCCAAGCCCGAGACCUACUAUCCAAGAUGCUGGUAAUAGACGCGUCGAAGCGGAUCUCUGUGGACGAGGCUCUGCAGCACCCCUAUAUCAAUGUGUGGUACGACCCGACUGAAGUGGAGGCGCCGCCACCUGCGAUCACAGACAAGCAGCUGGAUGAGAGAGAGCACACAGUGGAGGAGUGGAAAGAAUUGAUAUACAAAGAAGUGUUGGACUGGGAAGAAAGGACAAAGAAUGGUGUCAUCAGGGGACAGCCGGCGUCCAUAGGUGCAACAGUGAGCAGCAGCUCCCAGCAGCAGCACCAGCACCACACCUCCACGUCCUCCUCCACCUCUGUCAACGGCUCCUCCCUAUCUACCGACCGAACCCUGACCGACACCGACAGCAGCCUGGAGACGGCCAGCACCGCCGCCACCAUUGCUGCUGCUACAGCUACGGCUACAGUCACUGGCUCCUCAGGCUGCUGCUAUAGCCGCUGGCCCCCCGGGCUGCUGCAGAUGACUAUCAUCUCCACCUCCUCUUGGUCCUGGGCUGGGCCUCGCCCCCUGGUCACAUCCAAGACCACUCUCCUGACACUGGCUCUUGGCUCCGCCGCCUGCACCCCCCUCCCCCCACACCCUCCCUGUGCUUGUCUUCAGUAGUGUAGCGAUUAGCCAGCUAGCUGUUUGAGAAAUAUUUUGAUUUCUGAAAGGACAGAUCUUUUUUUUUUUCUUUUUUUUUUAUUACAGUUAUAGUCUUUUUUAAAUUAGGAUACCUUUUUUUGUUUGAGUCCUAGCUGUAAUUUAUUGUGGCAUUUCUUAAUUUUUUUCAGAAACCUAAGAUGAUGAUAAGAGAAUUUUUAUGAUUUCACUAUGUUCCGGUUUGUAUUAACCGACAGUGAGAAUUUAAAGAAAUAUCUGUAAAAUGUUUUAAUGUGAUCUAUUUUUCUGUUGAAAGUCAUUUUGUUUUCACUUGUAAGCUACUGCUUUUACAACUUGCCAUAUAAAUGUAGAUUGAGUUUGUACAGAUUUUAUGGUAGAUGUAGUUUUAUCUUCGAUACAAGUUUGCAGUGAGCCAUUGAAACAUAAUUGAAUUGACAGACGUAUGGUCUUAGUACUCCCCUUAUGUUUUAUCUCGACAUAAUAUGGAUAUUGUUUAAAGUUCAUAUCCAUUGAUUUUAGAUCAUUCAGAUAUACUCGUUAAAUUUUUUUAUUUUCUUGUGAGUCACUACUACUUCCUGCAUUGUAAAAAAAAAAAAAAAAAAAUCAAUGAAAGCUUUAUAAUUUACUUCAUCAAAAUGAUUUUCACACAACAUAUUGAUUUUACCUUCUGCAUUUAAGCUAUGGGAUUGAUGACGGCACAGUUAGGUUCCACAAAUAACUUUGUGAUGACUGUCUUCUGUAUUUUUAAGUGCUUUAAAGUACCUCUUCUUGUCUGCAACAGGCUGUUAUGGAACUGGAUUGGUGGUGUUGCUUUGGAGGACUGGAUGCAUGGAGCUCUUCUUCACUGGCUUGCUUUGACAGUGAGGUAUUGCAAACAGUUCAGAAUGUUUUUUGCGGGAGGUUUAUUGAGAUGUAGAUGAAUUGUGCAAGGUCGUUAAAUCGGUGACAGUGUAAGUAGAAUGUGCUUCAGUCAAGUAGGGAAUUGUGAUAUUGAGAAUGCUUGUGAACGUGUCGAUAUUGGGUGUUUUUGGAGGGACAGUGAUGGAACAGUGUGAAAGCUUCCUCCUACCAGAUCCUGUUAUUAGAGUUGAGUGUUUUGGGUUUUUUUUUUUAAUGUUGGCCAAACAUGUUGCGUACCAGACUUGCCUGCAAUUGUAAAACAAAAGAACCUGAAACUUAGCAGCACAAACAACCAGAGUCAAAAGAAAUUAUCUUACGGUAUGCAAUAAUAGUGCCCUUUUUUUAAUUUAGCAUUGAAAGGAAAAGUGCCUGUUGUUUGUCAUUCAUUCCUGAGUACAUGGGUAUUCAUCAGGUUUUUAUGGCGUCUGGUUAACAACAGUAGUUUCCAUAUCAAACCAAUAAUGUCUGAUGGGGUUGUAGUUCUCACAAAUGUAUUGUAUAUUUUUCUACUUGUUUUUGAUUUCUAUUUUUUUUUUCAACCCUCGAGCGGGAGACUGUUGUGUCUUGCAGGGUGAGAAGGUGAUGAUGUAUACGUUGAGAUGCUUAAGCACGUGUUUGAGUCAUUUCAGGAGAAAAGGCAGUUUUAUCAAGGUCUUUCAUCAAAGUAAAAAGAAGUGUUUCUUUGCAGUGACAGCAACCGAAAAAUAGGUUAAUACGAGUUUUUUGGCUUUUCUUUGAGUACUAAUUUAAUGUGAUGAUUGUAAGAGAGAAGAGAGAAAAUUCAGCUACUGGAUCAAACGAAAUGAGUGAGUCAUUAUUGUCAGUAUUUUGCAAUGGUUCUGUUGGAAUUGCGGAUUGAUGCUUUUGUUGCAAACACAUCUGAGUGGCAGAGCCAAACAACCACAGUUUUUCUGGCUGAUUCAUUUUUUAAAUUUUAAGUAACACUUGUGGUACUAACUGAAAAAAACCCAUCCAUAGUUACUAAAGUUUAAACAAGCCAUAUUAGCUGAAAGCUAUUGAGGCAAUUUGUGUAAUGGUUGGAGUCCAUGCUAUUUUCAAUUUUUGCUCAACCUAUGGCAGUUUCAUGCAGUGAUUCCGCCUGGUUGACUUGCUUCAUAACUAGACUUCUAUCUGCAGAAGAGUUGCGAUGUAUUGAACUGUCAUAGAUCAUGAGCAGGUGUUGUGGAUGUUGGCAUAAAAACCCUGUGCUAGGAUUGUCUAAACGUCUUACUCAACACCAUGUCUAGAACCUUGCCUGGUCUUUGACGAGGAUGUUUGCUCAAAGCAAAGUUGCAAGAAAGGUUGUCCUUAGACUGUAGCAUAACAUGCUGUGUGCUCUGUUCUGUGCUCGACUCAAGCAGCUAAUUAUCGUCUGUCAAAUAUGUAAGGCUAAACCUAGACGUUAAUUAACAACAUGCACUGUCUCCUUUAUUAACUUUGGGACUUGCACCAGCUAUUCGUAAAUGUAUUACUAAGUGUGUGUGUCCCUAAGUUUUUAGUUAGUUUCAAACUAAUAAUUUAGUAAAUGGGUUUGCACCAUAAAAAUUAAGGAAUGUCUUAUCCAAUAAAAAUCUUAGCAAUUGAUUGAGUUGCUAGAAAUCAUCUGGUUUAGUCAUUUAGUGUAACAUUAGCAUUACAUUGUGUAAUAAUGUAUUUUUUGUUAAUUUGGCAGUAUUUGCUUUAAAUUUCACAAAAUUCCUCAGUUUAUGCAGUUAUUAAACAGCUUUUUUUUUAUAUCAAGUAUAUGGUCAGAGUGUCAGCCAUAUAACAUUACCUCUUACUCUUCAGUCUAAAUGGUUAAUGGUCAAGCAUUAGCUUUGUCACUUAGCUACGCAACAGCUUACAUUGGAUAAAUUAUCGAGCAAGCCUUAGCUGUGUCACUCUACACUCUACACAGUAGUUAACAUUUAAAAAAUUAGCAAGCAAACAUUAGCUUUGGCUCUGAGUUACACAAUAUUUAAUAAAUUAGCAAACAAGUUAUAGCCUGGUCACUGACUGUACAUAAUAGUUAACAUUUAAUAGAUUAGCAAGCAAACAUUAGCUUUGGCUCUGAGUUACACAAUAUUUAAUAAAUUAGCAAACAAGUGAUAGCCUGGUCACUGACUGUACAUAAUAGUUAACAUUUAAUAGAUUAGCAAGCAAACAUUAGCUUUGGGUCUGAGCUACAUAACAUUUAAUAAACAAGCAAACAAGCGUUAGCCUCAUCACUGACUUUACACAAUAGUUAACAUUUAAUAGAUUAGCAACCAAAAAUGUUAACUUUGGCACUGAGCUGUUCAAUUUUUAUUAUUUAGUAUAUCAGCAAACAAGCUAUAGCUUUGUCUCUGACUCUACACAAUAGUUAACAUUUAAUAAUUUAGCAAAUAAACGUUAGCCUUGUCACUGAGCUACUAAACAUUUACCGUUUAAUAAAUUAGCAAGCCAGUGUUAACUUUGUUGCAGAGUUACACAACAAUUAACAUUAAAAUAUACAAGCCAGCAAACAUAUACUUUAUGUAAGAACUAGUUUAUGUGGUGCAACCCAUUUUAAUUUUUUGAUGCAUGAAACUACAAUUUGUAAACACCUACACUAUGAGCUUGCAAAAGAAACUUACGAACAGCUGGUGUCGCUGGCUUCUGCUCUCUUUUCCGUCACCAGAAUUUCAUUGGAAAGUUGGCUAGUAAAAUGCUUUGGCAGCAACUACAAAGCAAUCUGCAGUCAGGUGUAGAUUCCAGCAACAACAAAAAAUUAAAUAGUCCGGUGAUAAAUGUGCAGUAGUGUUUUGACAAACAAGGAGUAAAAAUUUGGGCUUAAAAAGUGACACAUCUGUGAGAAGGCAGCAAUAGCAGGGAGAAAUCCAGUGGUAUGUAUCCAUCUGCCAUAUAAGCCCAUUUGUCACAUUAGCUAUAAUAAUCAAUCCGAAAAUACACGUUGUUGUCUAAAGUGCUCUUAAUUUUCUUAGCCCAACAUUAGGGGCUUUAAUUGGAGUAUUUUGUUUUUUUUUCUUCUUCUUAGGUUGUUGUUGCUUUUUUAUAAUUACCGCAUCUCUCCAAACAAUGUCAUUCUAAUUUAAGUCGGCUUUGAUGAACUACCUCACGCUGAAUUUCUGCCAGUUCUUGCAUAUACUUAGUCGCCUGCAGAAUUAGCUGUCGAAGACGUGUGAAUAACAGAUUCCAUUAUUUAUUUAUUUGAAAGUGUACUAUUUGUCGGUUUCAACAGACUUCUAGUUUUGUACAUUAUGUAUACUUCACCUAGAAGUAAGAGAAUUGUUAUAUGUAUUUUUGUUCUUUUUUUUCGGUUUGUUUUUUUUGGGGUUUUUAAACUAAAUGUGCAAUACCUUCAGCAAACUGUGCUAGUAGUGUGUGAUGGGCCUAGCCUUUGUUAGCUGUCUCCUGAAGGUAAAGAAAAUGUUUGGUACUGUCAAUCCAUGUUUUCCUUUUUUAUGAAUAAGAUCAAUUUUUAUUUCUGUGACUUGUUUAUAGUCAUAAUGUUACGUAAUCAGUCUUACCCACCAAACAGAUCUAUCGGCCAGGGUUUGAUGCAGAGACGGGAAGUUCUUCUUGUCACAACUCAGCCGAUAGGUGUUGACUUGGAAUGUGGUAAGGACAAUAAUGUUAAUAAACACAAAAAAAGAUGAGUAAAUACCUACAAGAAAUCAUUAUAUGUAUGGUGCUGGUUUGUAAUGUUUGCUAGUGAAUCCAGCCAUGCAAGUAGUUUUAAGAAUUCCUGGAUCUGCGCGUCCCAAAAACCGCAACCAACAAAGAAGUGCACUACUAGAAUACAUGCACUGGGAUCUGAUGAUGCCACCUCUUAAAAAAAAAACAAUAAAAAAACAUGUACUGCAAAUAAAGAAAUACACUUUGA
Molecule: messenger RNA, 6580 nt
Organism: Plectropomus leopardus (leopard coralgrouper)
Lineage: Eukaryota; Metazoa; Chordata; Actinopteri; Perciformes; Serranidae
Gene: mapk8b
Product: mitogen-activated protein kinase 8b
Biological process (GO): protein phosphorylation
Molecular function (GO): ATP binding; MAP kinase activity
Source: RefSeq, a predicted model, not a curated record